This is a messenger RNA of Didymella exigua CBS 183.55, 411 nucleotides long. RefSeq lists its product as uncharacterized. The coding region runs from base 1 to 411 and encodes 136 amino acids. The transcript has a single exon. The record is from RefSeq and is a predicted model, not a curated record. NCBI's taxonomy places the organism in Eukaryota, Fungi, Ascomycota, Dothideomycetes, Pleosporales, Didymellaceae.
AUGGCACCCGUCAACUUGGACCAUGAUCUUCACAACACCCUCCACGCCCUCCUCCGCCGUUCGGAAUGCGACGCCUACUCCUGCACCAACCGCACCGCCAUCCUCACAGUCAUCGUCGCAAUCGGGUUCCUGACAACGUCGACUCUGCUCUUCUACCAUCUACGCAAGCGCACAUCUGUGCACCCCGGGCCAACGCGCUUCAAAGUCGGGCUGGUUCAUCCACAAAAAGUGCAAAGGAUGGAGGCGCGAGCGACGUGGCGCAGGGAAGAUCGGUGUGCGAGCGAUGUGGACACGGAACUGCCACAGUACGAGGAGAGGAGUGAUACGCCGCCGCCGUAUGGAUAUAUGGUUGCAAGGCCGGAGGAUGUGCAUGUUUAUGGAGGUCGGAGAGUACGAGGAGAACAACCUUAG